Iphiclides podalirius (scarce swallowtail) is the source of this 1614-nucleotide messenger RNA. The record is from the annotation of a GenBank genome assembly. NCBI's taxonomy places the organism in Eukaryota, Metazoa, Arthropoda, Insecta, Lepidoptera, Papilionidae.
AUGCUAGCGAGACUAUUCUACAUUUUAUGGUAUUAUAGAGCAAUUAAUGCUAUUAUCUUUCAAUAUAACGAUUCUGAGGACAAAUUCUAUGUGUCAUAUUAUAACCCUUACAAUAGUGAACCGUACCGGUACAAGCAUGUCUACGGCUGCAGGUUAGCCAAGAAGAUAGGCAUGCCCUUUGAUGACUUUGCAACCGCGUUCAUUUGUGAAGAGGGCUGCGAGAAGAUACCGAUUCAAUCCAAAUUACGGAUGAAUUUUUUCGGCACUUGCCUAGGCUAUGAGACGAUUUCGAUGCCCUACGAUGAGAAGCUGAAGUUGCAGCGAGUCAAUCUGUUCGAGAGCAAAGUGAAGAACUUUCACGGGUAUCCGAUGAGGGCGUACGGCGCCGAGGUGUUGCCGUUCCUUGAAAUUCGAAACCACAGCGAUGGAACGUACACGCUCCACAAGAGGGACGCAAUGGUCUGGAACACGAUGGCGGAACUCAUGAACUUUACCAUCGAUUUGUCGCCCGCCGAAGGAAAAAUCAAGAAACCUUUCGAUUACGACUUGAACAUUCAAAUGGUGUUUUCAUUUUCGCAUCGCAAAUUCGACUUGUUCUUAUUCCCCGUUUAUCAAUUUGAUUUGGUACUCGUGCAGAUAGAUAACACAUUUCCUUACAAAGAAAGCGGUGUCUGUUUUUUAGCUCAUCGGGCUGAUUUCGAAACAAUCCUUUUCGACGAGAAAUUAUUAAUGAACAACAUUAGUUUUAUCAUUCAAUUCCUUUUAUGUUUCAUAUUUUCGUGGUUCGUUUUCUUCAUUUUCAAUAUCGAGCAACGUGGCCGAACGACUUUCGAUCAAGCUGGAAAAGAUCUUGUCAAUACGGUGAGGACGAUUCUUUCUAUUGGUCUUUACAAUCCACCGAAGCAAGGUGCCUUUCGCAUUUAUUUAUUCAUAUCCCUGUGGAGUUUCUUUAUUAUCAAUUUCUCCACUCAAGCCGCUAUAAUAUCAUUUUUCUCUGCCGCCAAAAGAGGCAAGGAGGUUGACACGUUCGAAGAUAUAGCUGAAAAGGGAUACAUCGUUGAAGGUAUGGCAUCCCCAGACGUCAUCCUUCCGGAUCAUAAGAAGAUUUAUCGCGACAUCAACUCCAGACUGAUCUCGAACAAGGAUUUGUUUGGCUGCGUCAAUAAAAUGUCCAAUGACAGUCGUAGAUUUUGCCUGCUCGACUGUGCCGUUUGUAAAUACUUGGAGAGGAAUAAAAUGAACGAGAAGGGCGAGCAAUAUUUACACGUUGCCAAGGACAAAGCUCAUGGCCAUUACCUAAACAUGCUCUUCCAACGGAACUCUGCAAUCACCGAGUUGUAUAAUAAAUACAUUUUAGCAAUCGUUGAAGCCGGGCUAGUCAAUAAAUGGGAGCAAUACAGGUUUACCGAAAUUAAAGAAGAGGCACCGGUUCGUUCGAUGGCAUGGGAGGAUGUCGAAGGAAUUUAUAAGUGCUACGCCCUAUUCCUAGGGCUGAGUAUCAUAAUUUUUUUAUGCGAAAUGUCAAUAAGAAUCUUUGAUAUCAUAAAACGAUAUUCUCUCAAAAGGAUAAAGCAGUUUACAACAAAACGUGAUGAUAUGGUAGCGGAGAUUUCU